AUGAACACUCUCUUCAAUACCGCACUCAAACAAUCCACCUCCCUCCGCCGAGAUCUUUCCUCGCUUUCUCCACCCGAAUCGCAACCCCUCACUCCAUCUCUACUUGGUCAAAUAUCUUCAUCUCUAACCUCCUUUUCAAGAACUCUUGAUUCUUACGCUUCCCUUCAAUCGGCCGAACUCAAUCCUUCCAAAAAGGAAAAGGCCUAUGAACGAUUAACUACAUUCCGUUCUGAACUACACGAUUAUCGCUCCCAGUUUGCAACUCUCAAAUCGCAAAAUGAAGAUCAUCAAACACAGAUAGAUAGGAGUGAAUUACUUGGAAGAAGACCACAUCAUGCAUCAACACCCGAAAAUCCUUAUGCAAAUACAACAAGUGCGACCGCUGCUCGGGAUAGUCCAUGGAGACGAGAGGGUGGACCCGGUGGAAGUCAACUUUCUAUGAAUAGUGGGGAUUAUACAAGAGAAACGCAUGCUUUACGCGAACAAUCAUUCUUUCAAAAUACCCAUAGUGCGUUGGAUGAAUACCUAGCUCGCGGACAAGCAGUUUUAGGUGAUUUGGGACAACAGAGAGAAAUGUUAAAAGGGACACAAAAACGAUUGUACAGUGUGGCAAAUACCUUGGGCGUAUCUGGCGAUACGAUCCGCAUGAUUGAGAGACGUGCGAAGCAGGACAAAUGGAUUUUUGGAAUUGGGGUGGUGAUAUUUUUUGCCUUUUGUUGGGCCGUCUUACACUUCCUGAGGUAA
This is a messenger RNA of Botrytis sinoallii, 744 nucleotides long. RefSeq lists its product as uncharacterized. The record is from RefSeq and is a predicted model, not a curated record. Gene Ontology annotation, biological process: endoplasmic reticulum to Golgi vesicle-mediated transport; vesicle fusion. The transcript has 2 exons. Gene Ontology annotation, molecular function: SNARE binding; SNAP receptor activity. Lineage: Eukaryota; Fungi; Ascomycota; Leotiomycetes; Helotiales; Sclerotiniaceae. Gene Ontology annotation, cellular component: endoplasmic reticulum membrane; late endosome membrane; Golgi apparatus. Bases 1 to 744 code for a protein of 247 amino acids.